GAAAGUAACCUAUCCCCGCUUAUCUCACAAGCAACAAUGGAUGAAAUGUAUGUUUUUUUCAACAAUUACUCCGUGCCAAUGAGUGUCUAUGAUGAUUUAAUGGCACGACUAUGUAAUGACAAUGAUAUUUUGCAACUGGGAGAGAACUCUUUCAAUGAGCAAAUUCCUUUAGAUGAUAUUUCCUUGGAAGUCCUUAAAGCAGUGGAGGGACUAACCAAUGACACAAAUUCAACUACUCUUUUGACCUCAAAUUCAUUAGAGGAAGUGGAAAUUUCAAUUCCACCUGCAGCUGGGGUAGUUGUAUCUGAAGCAUUCACUCCAUUUCAAUCACCAAGCUUCCCAUUGCAUCCUAAUGGUUAUGCUAGUGCUGGUGCUAGUCCAAGUGUUGGUGUUAGUGCUCUUGUUGCUGCUAGUGCAGGUGCUAAUGCUAGUGUUGGUGGCAUUGCUUGUGCUAGUGUUAAUACCAAUGCUAGUGUUAGCACAACAGUUAGGUUAGCAACUUUUGAUCCACAACAUCCUCCUCAAAUUGGCACUUCAUUUGGAAAUUUUGUGUUUCCAAAUACUAUGGGAAACCCAUUCACUCAGUUUCAAUCAUGUUCAUCAUCUGCAAGCUUCCCAAUGCUUCCCUAUGAUAGUAGUAGUAGUAGCAGCAGUUACCAACAAUCUCCAAGGUAUCUUCCGUUCCUAAUGACUGGGAUUGGUCCACAAGGUAUACCUGCAACGAUGCCUCAGUUUAAUCAGGGAAAUUUUUGGCUUCGCCCACCACCUCUCACGGAUUUUCCAAACUUUGUGCAUGCAUGGGAGGGAAGUUUGAUCGGAAGAAUUCACUCAUGUCGCCAAUUCCUUAGUAAAGCAAGGGUAUGAUAUACUUAACUUUUUGUUGAGGAAAUCUUUUGUGGCUUAAAUGUCUAAAUUGUUGGAUGAGAUAUAUCAGAAAGGACUUCUAUUCCUAUUUUUUAUUUGAGCAACCUACAUUGUAACAAUUAUGAGAAUUGACUAAAAAGUAACUGAAUUUUCCCCCUUGUGAAAUAGGU
Molecule: messenger RNA, 1034 nt
Organism: Glycine soja
Lineage: Eukaryota; Viridiplantae; Streptophyta; Magnoliopsida; Fabales; Fabaceae
Exons: 2
Coding region: 37-864 (275 amino acids)
Source: RefSeq, a predicted model, not a curated record